Pongo pygmaeus (Bornean orangutan) is the source of this 1767-nucleotide messenger RNA. RefSeq names its product POTE ankyrin domain family member B. The transcript is spliced from 12 exons. Lineage: Eukaryota; Metazoa; Chordata; Mammalia; Primates; Hominidae. Gene Ontology annotation, molecular function: protein binding. The coding region runs from base 1 to 1767 and encodes 588 amino acids. The record is from RefSeq and is a predicted model, not a curated record.
AUGGUGGCUGAAGUUGGUUCCAUGCCCGCUGCCUCUGCUGCGAAGAAGCCAUUUGAUCUCAGGAGCAAGAUGGGCAAGUGGUGCCGCCACCGCUUCCCCUGCUGCGGGGGGAGCGGCAGGAGCAGCGUGGGCACUUCUGGAGACCAUGACGACUCCUUUAUGAAGACGUUCAGGAGCAAGAUGGAUAAGUGCAAGAUGGAUAAGUGGUGCUGCCACUGCUUCCCCUGCUGCGGGGGGAGCGGCAAGAGCAACGUGGGCACUUCUGGAGACCAUGACGACUCCUUUAUGAAGACGCUCAGGAGCCAGAUGGGCAAGUGGUGCCGUCACUGCUUCCCCUGCUGCAGCGGGAGCGGCAAGAGCAACGUGGGCGCUUGGGGAGACUACGACGACAGCGCCUUCAAGGAGCCGAGGUACCACCUCUGUCGAGAAGAUCUGGACAAGCUCCACAGAGCUGCCUGGUGGGGUAAAGUCCCCAGAAAGGAUCUCAUCGUCAUGCUCAGGGACACUGACGUGAACAAGAGGGACAAGCAAAAGAGGACUGCUCUACAUUUGGCCUCUGCCAAUGGAAAUUCAGAAGUAGUAAAACUCCUGUUGGACAGACGAUGUCAACUUAAUGUCCUUGACAACAAAAAAAGGACAGCUCUGAUAAAGGCCGUACAAUGCCAGGAAGAUGAAUGUGCGUUAAUGUUGCUGGAACAUGGCACUGAUCCAAAUAUUCCAGAUGAGUAUGGAAAUACCGCUCUACACUAUGCUAUCUACAAUGAAGAUAAAUUAAUGGCCAAAGCACUGCUCUUAUACGGUGCUGAUAUUGAAUCAAAAAACAAGUAUGGCCUCACACCACUUUUGCUUGGCGUACAUGGACAAAAACAGCAAGUGGUGAAAUUUUUAAUCAAGAAAAAAGCUAAUUUAAAUGCACUUGAUAGAUAUGGAAGGACUGCUCUCAUACUUGCUGUAUGUUGUGGAUCAGCAAGUACAGUCAGCCUUCUACUUGAGCAAAAUAUUGAUGUAUCUUCUCAAGACCUAUCUGGACAGACGGCUAGAGAGUAUGCUGUUUCCAGUCAUCAUAAUGUAAUUUGUGAAUUACUUUCUGACUAUAAAGAAAAACAGAUGCUAAAAAUCUCUUCUGAAAACAGCAAUCCAGAACAAGACUUAAAGCUGACAUCAGAGGAAGAGUCGCAAAGGCUUAAAGUCAGUGAAAAUAGCCAGCCAGAGAAAAUGUCUCAAGAACCAGAAAUAAAUAAGGACUGUGAUAGAGAGGUUGAAGAAGAAAUGGAGAAGCACGGAAGUAAUCAUGUGGGAUUACCAGAAAACCUGACUAAUGGUGCCACUGCUGGCAAUGGUGAUGAUGGAUCAAUUCCACAAAGGAAGAGCAGAACACCUGAAAAUCAGCAAUUUCCUGACACUGAGAAUGAAGAGUAUCACAGUGACAAACAAAAUGAUACCCAGAAACAACUUUCCGAAGAGCAGAACACUGGAAUAUCACAAGAUGAGAUUCUGAUGAAUAAACAAAAGCAGAUAGAAGUGGCUGAAAAGAAAAUGAAUUCUGAGUUUUCUCUUAGUCAUAAGAAAGAAGAUCUCUUGCAUGAAAACAGCAUGUUGCAGGAAGAAAUUGCCAUGCUAAGACUGGAACUAGAUGAAAUAAAACAUCAGAACCAGCUAAGGGAAAAUAAAAUUUUUGAGGAAAUUGAAAGUGUGAAAGAAAAGACUGGUAAACUUCUAGAGGCUAUAAAAUUGAAUGCAGAAGCAUUAACAAAAAUCAACAUUUAA